Oncorhynchus keta (chum salmon) is the source of this 3254-nucleotide messenger RNA. RefSeq names its product homeobox protein Hox-D3a-like. NCBI's taxonomy places the organism in Eukaryota, Metazoa, Chordata, Actinopteri, Salmoniformes, Salmonidae. Gene Ontology annotation, molecular function: RNA polymerase II cis-regulatory region sequence-specific DNA binding; DNA-binding transcription factor activity, RNA polymerase II-specific. Bases 1105 to 2298 code for a protein of 397 amino acids. The record is from RefSeq and is a predicted model, not a curated record. Gene Ontology annotation, cellular component: nucleus. The transcript is spliced from 4 exons. Gene Ontology annotation, biological process: regulation of transcription by RNA polymerase II.
CUUUUCUCAUACAUCAAUAUUGGUUAAUGGAUUUCCUAACAUUAUAAAAAUGCACAUGUUACUAAACCAAGUAUCACAUUGUAGAUAUACAAUUAACGUUUAUUUUAUUUUUUUUAAAUUGUGAGAGCAAUAUGGUUAUAGUUACAAGUAUACCAAUAAUGAAUAUAUGGACAAAUCCACAUGUUCAAUGUGUAUACGAAAUUCUGUUCACAACCACAUUUGAAUAUGAUUCUCAAAACGACAUGUAUUAUCGGGUUAGAGGCUUUGUGAUCAGGUAAACAAAUACAUUUAAUCCAAAUGUAUAGCUUAAUAUUAUAUGUUAAAGAUGACUAAAUAAUCACAAUAAUAUUCAUUGCAAAGGAAAGAAGAAGAAAAAAAUGAUCGACAAAAUGAAAUCAAAUCGCAAGUGAAGUAUUUUCAACACGGACACAGGUCAGAUAAGGAAACGUAAACGCGUUCCCAUUUCAAAAUGGGUUUGGGAGCAAAGGCUUGGUUGGAGAAGCACCCCAAGUCAGAACAAUCUGGUAGCUCGAUCACGUGAACAAAUAUGCUUGUAUUUUAAGACGGUUCCUUUAUUUGUCAUCAUAACGGUUUCCGAAACACACAUAAACAACAACAACAACAACAUCCCAAUGUUAGCUUCAAAUCUGUGACUGUGUCUGAAAAUCUGUAUUUUUCAAUAGGAGAUUGAUUGGCCGAGAAUUUUUUUGGGGUGGAAUAAGGAUACCUUCUUCGUUUUUUUUAUUGGUAGUUGAAUGUGAGUCUUUCCAUUCUUUCGGGAAUACUGUCUGCAUUGGUAUAUGGAAAUGUCUGAAAAACCGCAAGAUCAGGUUUAGGACAGUAUUAUCUACAGACAAAGAGUGAAAGGAUAAAUUCUAGAGACUGCAGGGAAAGGAAUUGAGACUAAGAAGCACGAGCAUAUGAUCCACUGAUUCACAGGUCAUGGUGGAUGGAGGGAUGAGCACGUGAAGAAAAACACAACACUGAUCUGCAUAAAAUACGGUGAAAGAAUACUGAGGCGGUGGGAAACUCCAAUCACGUGAUAGAAGAACACCCAUACCAUUGGAUAGGGCUGCAUUGGCCUUCUUGUUUUGAAUCUUCACAAUGCAGAAAGCUACUUUCUACGAUAAUUCUGGAGUCUUUGGAAGCUACUCUUACCCCAAAUCCGAGUCAUAUAGUUAUGGCCCCAGUCACCAGCCCUACUCCACUUCUAACCUUGAGAGUGAUUAUCAGGGUCCAGUUUGUCCAAUACAAACCCCAACUGUACGGCCACCAACUCAUAAAGACAAUACCAUGAAUGUAAACUGCACGAGAUCCAGUAGCAGCCAAGGAAACAGCCAACUGCCGGGUAUUCGUGAACAGUCGCAAGCGCCUCCAGUGUCGGCCUCUUCGCCUAACUCCAGCAACACUUCAUCCCAGAAGAAGAAAUCUCCCUCAAACAAUGAUUCUAAUACUGCCACCCCAGUCACUAACAAACAAAUAUUCCCAUGGAUGAAGGAGACGCGAUCGAACGCCAAACUGAAAAGCAACAGCAGCAACAAUUGCUCAACCGCAGAAGGUGAGUCCUGCGAUGAAAAAAGCCCACCUGGUCCAGCCUCUAAACGGGUCCGAACUGCUUACACCAGUGCACAACUUGUAGAACUUGAGAAGGAGUUCCAUUUCAACCGGUACCUGUGUCGUCCCCGAAGAGUGGAGAUGGCUAAUUUAUUGAAUCUCACUGAGCGCCAAAUAAAGAUCUGGUUUCAAAACAGAAGGAUGAAGUACAAAAAGGAUCAGAAGGCUAAGGGGAUAAUGCACUCUCCCAUCGGACACUCCCCGGACAGAAGCCCACCAUUAAGUGGCCCAAAUCACAUUGGAUAUUCUGUCAACGUAAACUGUCUCAGCUAUGACGCACCGUCGCCCCCUUCAUUCGCCAAACCCCAGCAAAACAUGUACGGCUUGGCAGCUUACACGGCACCAUUAGGUGGCUGUAUACCGCAACAGAAAAGGUAUCCGGGCUCCGAAUACGAGCACCACAGCAUGCAAGGCAAUGGUGGCUUUGCCAACGCUCAUUUGCAAGGCAGUCCGGUGUACGUUGGGGGAAAUUUCGUUGAUUCCAUGCCAGCCUCGGGUCCCAUGUUCAACCUCGGCCAUCUACCCCAUCCCUCAUCCGCCAGCGUGGACUACAGCUGUGCCGCUCAGAUUCCAGGCAACCACCACCAUGGACCCUGUGAUCCCCAUCCCACAUAUACAGACCUCAGCUCUCACCAUGCGUCUCAGGGAAGGAUUCAGGAAGCGCCGAAACUAACGCAUUUGUAAAAUGUGAGGAUUUUGUCUGUGCCCAAAUUCUGUUAGGCUCUUUUAUUAUCUCAGUAGACUCAAUUCAUUUAUAUGAUUACACUAAAAGUGAGCCAUGUAUUACAAGUGUUAUUAUUGAUAUUACUAUUAAUGCUAUUGUGUAAUAAUUACUUUCUAAGAAUAUGUCUGGGCCAUUUUCUUGACUGUUGAGGAUGCGCAGGAGAGACCGUUUGUCUGUUGAGGAUGCGCAGGAGAGACCGUUUGUCUGUUGAGGAUGCGCAGGAGAGACCGUUUGUCUGUUGUUCGUUUUCUGAAGUGCAAUGCGCAGUAUUGGGGACGGAAAACGUCAUUAACAUUACUUGAAGGUAAGUCCUGUAGAUCUGACAGUAGUUACCCAUCUUUAUAGGGAUGGGUUUUUAUAAAAAUAAAAAAAGCUCCAAGGUGUCUGUUUGCUAUAUUUGAAGCGUCUUAUUUAUUUUUCCAAUAUUGUAUUGCAUUUAUCUAAUUUUCUGUAUGUAUUAUUUAAGGUUUUUGUAUUACACAUUAUUUAUAAUUUACAUGUAUGACUAUUUAUAUGGACAUCUAGAAUUUAUGCAACAUCGUUGGACAGACUUUGACAUCACGGCCCUUCAAUAGGUACACGGGUUUUUGGUGAAUGCUUGUUUCAAAAUAUGCCUUCAGAGGCUGGUGGUCUUAGGUUUGUUGUAGAAUGAACUCCUACGUGUAAAUCUGGGAAUAUUGGGGAUUUUUUUACGUGUCUCUAUGAAAAACAAAGUUAGGCUACAUGUAGCUCUAUAAAAAUACCGAAUAUUACAGAAAUGAAUCACACCAGUAUGUCAUUUGUUGUCAUUGCCAAUUUUCAUAUCAGGUCAUUGUCAUUUCAUCAGUUGGACUGUCCAUGCAUACAUUUAUGAAACGCUAAUGAUAUGAAAAUGUUAUAUUUUAAUGUGUUUAACAUUUUGUAAAUAAAGUGCUUA